Messenger RNA from Linum tenue, 3636 nucleotides. The record is from the annotation of a GenBank genome assembly. Lineage: Eukaryota; Viridiplantae; Streptophyta; Magnoliopsida; Malpighiales; Linaceae.
AUGAAGGAGGGAGGAAGAAGAUGGUGGAGAUUCAGUAAUGGAGUUGUUGAUUUCCUUUUCCUUAUAUUCCUACUGCUGCUCAUCCCGCCGUCGCAUUCCGAUGAUGUUUCUGGCCUGUUGACUUUCAAGCAGAGCUCUAUUGAUUCCGAUCCCAAGAAGGUUUUGUCCAGCUGGAGUUCUAAUUCCAACGGCGGUGGGGCUUGUUCGUGGUUCGGCGUCUCCUGCUCCGGCGGCCGCGUUACUUCCUUGGACCUAACCGGAGCUGGCCUGGCUGGUUCUCUACAACUUCCCCAGCUCAUCGCCGGGCUUCCUUCUCUCACCAGGCUGAUUUUGCGGUCGAAUUUGUUCACCGCCGGGAAUCUCUCCACCGGUGGCGGAUGUGCUCUGGAGAUGCUCGAUUUGUCGGCCAACAACAUCUCGGACCCUCUCCCGUCGGAUUCGUUUUUCAGCUCAUGCUCCCGCCUCGCCGCAGUCAACCUCUCCGGCAACUCAAUCCCCGGCGGGAAUCUCCGGUUCGGCGGUUCCUUGCUCCAGCUCGACCUUUCCCGCAACCGGAUUUCCGAUUCUUCCCUCCUCGCCGACGCGCUCUCCGGCUGUCAGAAUCUCAACCUGCUCAACUUCUCCCACAACAAACUUCCCGGGAAAAUCGGUACCACGCCGCGGGCGUGCAGGAAUCUCUCCGUUUUGGACAUCUCCGAUAACCUUCUCACAGGGGAGCUCCCCGCCAGCUUCGUCGCCGACUCUCCGCCGUCGCUUGAGGUAUUGGAUCUGUCCAUCAACAAUUUCACCACCAGCUUCCCCGGGUUGGAUUUCGGGCGGUGCGGGAACUUGACCCGGCUCAUGCUGUCGCGGAAUCGGUUUUCGGGUCCCGGGUUCCCAAUCGGGUUCUCUAAUUGCUCCCUUUUGGAAACCCUAGAUUUGUCGCAGAACGACCUCCAGCUGCCGAUUCCGGGAGCGUUGUUAGCUAGGCUGAAGAAAUUAAAGUGGUUAUCUUUGUCGCACAAUAGCUUCUCCGGCGAAAUCCCGGUCGAGCUCGGUGGUCUCUGCGGAACUUUACAGGAGCUCGACCUCUCUGGGAACAAGCUCACCGGAGCGUUCCCCUCUGUUUUCAAGUCAUGCUCUGUUCUCGAAACUCUCGACCUUGGACUCAACCAGCUCUCCGGAGAUUUCCUGACCACCGUCGUCAGCGGGUUGACCGCCUUGAGAAUCCUCCGUGUCCCUUUCAACAAUUUAACCGGAGAGGUACCGCCGUCUCUGGUCAAUUUGACUCGGCUAGAGGUGCUCGACCUUAGCUCGAAUGAGUACAUCGGAGCUGUUCCCUCCGAGUUCUGCACUUCUUCUUCAAACCCUUCUCUCGAGAAGCUCCUUCUCGCCGGUAAUUACUUGACCGGGCAAGUCCCGGCGGAGCUAGCCAAAUGCAGAAACUUAAGGAGCAUCGAUCUCAGCUUCAACAACCUAGACGGACCCAUCCCGGCGGACAUCUGGUGGCUCCCGAACCUCUCCGACGUGGUAAUGUGGGCGAACAACCUCACCGGCGAAAUCCCUGAAGGCAUUUGCGUGAAAGGCGGCAACUUGGAGUUUCUCGUCCUCAACAACAAUCUCAUUACAGGCUCAAUCCCCAAGUCAAUCGGAAGCUGCACCAACUUGAUUUGGGUCUCCCUCGCCAGCAACCGUCUCACCGGAGAAAUUCCUUCCGGAAUCGGGAACCUAAACAACUUGGCCAUCCUCCAGAUGGGCAACAACUCCCUCAACGGUCAAAUCCCACCUGAAAUCGGCCGCUGCAAGAGCCUAAUCUGGCUCGAUUUGAACAGCAACGACUUAUCCGGCACCCUCCCGCCUCAAAUCGCCGACCAAGCGGGCCUCAUCGUCCCUGGAAUCGUCUCCGGCAGGAAAUUCGCCUUCGUGCGAAACGAAGGCGGAACCUCCUGCAGGGGAGCAGGAGGUCUCGCCGAAUUCGAAGGAAUCCGCGCCGAACGCCUCGAGAGCUUCCCGAUGGCACAUUCCUGCCCGACAACCCGAAUCUACUCCGGCGUCACCGUGUACACAUUCGUCAGCAACGGAAGCAUGAUCUUCCUCGACGUCGCUUACAACGAGUUAACCGGUGAGAUACCGGACAAUUUCGGCAAAAUGAGCUACUUGCAGGUGCUCAACCUCGGCCACAACCACCUCACCGGAACCAUCCCGGGUACCUUCGGAGGACUAACAAAGAUCGGAGUUAUGGACCUCUCCCACAACCAACUCCAUGGAUUCCUCCCUGGUGCGUUGGGAUCUCUCACGUUUCUCAGCGAUCUGGACGUUUCCAACAACAAUUUCAGCGGUCCGAUCCCUACAGGCGGCCAGCUCACCACAUUCCCUUCCUCAAGAUACGAGAACAACACGGGCCUCUGCGGACUCCCCUUGCCCAAAUGUGGCGGCGGAUCCCGCCAGCGUCGAAGCAACGACGGCGGGAGAAAGAGGCAGCCUUUAGGGGCUGUGAUAGUGAUCGGCAUCGUCUUCUUCAUCCUCUGCAUCAUCGGCCUGACACUUGCUCUGUACCGAGUGAAGUCGCGUCGUCGGAGCAACGAGGAAAUGAUGGAGAAGUACAUCGAGAGCCUACCGACGACUUCGGGGAGCAACAACAGCUGGAAGCUGUCGGGAGUCCCCGAGCCGUUGAGCAUCAACAUUGCCACUUUUGAGAAGCCGCUGCGGAAGCUGACAUUCGCACACCUACUGGAGGCGACGAAUGGGUUCAGCUCCGAGACGAUGAUUGGCACGGGCGGGUUCGGGGAAGUUUACAAGGCUCAGCUUCGGGACGGGAUCACGGUGGCGAUCAAGAAGCUGAUCCAUGUCACGGGGCAGGGAGACAGAGAAUUCAUGGCGGAAAUGGAGACAAUCGGGAAGAUCAAGCACAGAAACCUCGUCCCGCUCCUCGGGUACUGCAAGGUAGGGGAGGAGAGGCUGCUUGUGUACGAGUACAUGAAGUGGGGGAGCUUGGAAUCGGUGCUCCACCAGGGCGGAGGCCGCCUCGAUUGGGGCGCGAGGAAGAAGAUCGCGGUGGGGUCAGCGAGAGGGCUGGCGUUCCUCCACCACAGCUGCAUCCCUCACAUCAUCCACCGCGACAUGAAGUCGAGCAACGUGCUCCUCGACGAAGGGUUCGAGGCGAGGGUGUCGGAUUUCGGGAUGGCCAGGCUGUCGAACCCGCUCGACACUCACCUCAGCGUGAGCACGUUGGCGGGCACGCCAGGGUACGUGCCCCCGGAGUACUACCAGAGCUUUCGUUGCACGACGAAAGGGGAUGUGUACAGCUACGGGGUGAUCUUGCUGGAGCUUCUCUCGGGGAAGAAGCCCAUCGACCCGACGGAGUUUGGGGACGACAACAACCUGGUCGGGUGGGCGAAGCAGCUGGGCAGGGAAGGGAGGAGGUAUGAGAUACUGGACAGUGAGCUGAUCUUGAAGGCAGGGGAGGAGAUGCAGCAGUAUCUCAGGAUUGCGUUCGAGUGUUUGGAUGAUCGGCCGUUCAAGAGGCCAACGAUGAUUCAGGUGAUGGCGAUGUUCAAGGAGUUGCAGGUGGAUCCUGAGAAUGAUAGCAUUGAUGGAUUGUCGUCAGUGAAGGAAGGUGGUGGUGGUGGUGGUAUAGAUGAACUGGGGGAGAAGUAG